AUCGAUAGCGCCCAAGGUUUUUGCAUCGCAGUUAUUAUUAUUAUUAUUCUACAACAAAAUGCGGAGCCAGCGGUUUCUAUUUGUGGCCAUUUUGGCCUGUUUUUUAGUGAUAACUAAAUCCACGCCCAUAAGUGACAUAUCGGAUUCGGAUGAAUCAACGUCUGCGAACGAGAAGCCGCAGAAAAGUCCAGAUGUGGAUCUUGGUAUAUUCUCUAUGGAUGCCGAUGAUUCCCUGGAGGAUUCUUUCAGGGAGAUGUACGGCCAGGAUCACAACUGGGAUGUGCUAAUCUUCACGCAACAAUGGCCGGUAACCACCUGCUACCACUGGCGCGAGGAAAAUCCCGACCAGGAGUGCAGUCUGCCCCAAAAGAAGGAGUUCUGGACCAUACACGGCAUCUGGCCAACGAAAUUGCAUCAAAUGGGACCCAAUUUCUGUAAUAAUUCAGCCAAUUUCAGCCCCGACAAACUAAAUCCCAUUGAGGACCGCUUGGAGACCUUUUGGCCGGAUCUAAAGGGAGAAGAUUCAACGGAGUGGCUGUGGAAACACGAGUGGCAGAAGCACGGAACCUGUGCCAUGCUUUUGGAAGAACUGGACACCGAACUCAAGUACUUCGAACAAGGUCUCACCUGGCGAGAGGAGUACAUAAUGUCGGGCAUUCUUGACGCCUCCGAUAUCCAUCCCGAUUCUAAUAACACGGUGGCGGCCAUCAACAAUGCCAUUGUCAAGGCGCUGGGCAAAAAUCCUUCGAUUCAUUGCCUCUACGAUGGGAAACGCGGCAUCAGUUAUCUUGCGGAGAUCCGCCUUUGCUUUAGCAAAUCCCUGGAGCUCAUCGACUGCGAUGGCGUCAAGCAGGGCGAUGCAGUACCCGUUGGCGUUCCCGGAGGCACUAUCAUUACCAAUUGCCACAUUGGUAGCCUGGUUCAUUAUCCCAGUUUGGUGCCAUCGCUGCAAAGGAAAAGCCAUUGGAAGUUACCCCUGGUCAACGUCUACAAAUUGCUGCAGUUCCUCAUGUGGUUCACCUUGUAAACAGCCCAAGUUCGAGAGCAUUUCGAGGCGCGCCUUAGGAGGACUCACCGUUAACUCCACUAUUCUGAUAUUCUUCCACUAAUUUGAAUUACUGGAGAUCCGGAGCUUAACAAUCAUAAGCGAAAAAAACAAACGUUUUUUAUAGCUGCAAAUUUAGUAAAUUAUCAACAGAAGAGGUCAUAUUUUACAUUAUCAGUGCUUAAACAAGUUAAGCAUUUCUUAAAUUCACUUUUGUUGACCACAUCCAUCUGUUUACCUUAAAAAAUUCGAAGGUAUUAUUUAAAUUAGACAAAAUUUAACAAAACUAUUGAUUUUCAAGCGAUCUAAAAAUUUUACAGUUAUUAGUUUUUAAGCUCACUUUUGUUGGCAUUAUCUCUGCUUAUUUUUACCACUGAUUUAAUGAAAUUGGCGGAAAUAUACUUGGAUGUUUUCUCUUAAAGGGUUAUAAGAUUACCUUUAAUUUAAAAAACGACAUAUGUACUUUAUAUUACAUACUGUGAAUUUAAUUAAAUGAGUUUUAAAAAUGUAAA
This is a messenger RNA of Drosophila rhopaloa, 1557 nucleotides long. It is a transcript of the gene RNaseX25, whose product is annotated as ribonuclease Oy. Gene Ontology annotation, cellular component: extracellular region. The transcript is spliced from 2 exons. The record is from RefSeq and is a predicted model, not a curated record. Gene Ontology annotation, molecular function: RNA binding; ribonuclease T2 activity. Bases 59 to 1027 code for a protein of 322 amino acids. Gene Ontology annotation, biological process: RNA catabolic process. NCBI's taxonomy places the organism in Eukaryota, Metazoa, Arthropoda, Insecta, Diptera, Drosophilidae.